This is a messenger RNA of Colletotrichum higginsianum IMI 349063, 1650 nucleotides long. RefSeq names its product Oligopeptide transporter. Gene Ontology annotation, biological process: transmembrane transport. Gene Ontology annotation, molecular function: tripeptide transmembrane transporter activity; dipeptide transmembrane transporter activity. Gene Ontology annotation, cellular component: fungal-type vacuole; plasma membrane. NCBI's taxonomy places the organism in Eukaryota, Fungi, Ascomycota, Sordariomycetes, Glomerellales, Glomerellaceae. Bases 1 to 1650 code for a protein of 549 amino acids. The record is from RefSeq and is a predicted model, not a curated record. The transcript is spliced from 7 exons.
AUGGGCAUUGUCGAAAAGCAGACCCCAUCACCACCACCUGACGAGGCACAGGUGGUCGUCGCCGUUGACUCGGUCCCCCGGGAUGCAACGGACGACGAGGUAGAGAACCUCCCGCAUCUUGUUGACAAACUCCCACCCGCAGCAUGGGCGGCCGCUCUGAUCGGUGCAUCCGAAAGGUUCAGCUACUACUGUUUCGUCUCCAUCUGGCAGAAUUACAUGCAAAAUGAACGAGGCUCUCAUGCAGUACCAGGAGCUCUCGGACUUGGCCAAGCUACCGCCACGGCUAUAUCCAAUGGCUUCUUCAUCUUUCUCUUCCUGAUGCCGAGUGGCUUCGCAGUGGUCUCCGACGUAUAUCUUGGGCGCUAUAAUACUCUCUUGCUGGGGCUUGCACUCUCCCUUUGCGGGUCGCUCGUCAUGUUUGCGACGGCCCUGCCCUCUUCCCUUGAUAGCGGCGCAGGCCUACCAGGCUUGAUCGUCGCCAUGGUCCUGGUAGGCCUGGGCGUGGGUGCAACCAAAGCAACCGUCUCCCCGUUCAUCGGUGAGAACCUGCAUCAGAAAAGUCUGGAAUGGCAGCGGCUUCUCGUACGACAGAGAAACGGGACCCUUGCCGUGGUCGACGGCACGAGAACGCUGCAGUUCCUCUACAAUGCCUUUUACUGGUUCACAAACAUCGCCUCCCUCUCCUCCGUGCCCGCCACAUUCCUGGAAAUGGAGUUUGAUUUUUGGGCGGCCUAUCUCAUGGCAGCCAUCUCCCUGGUGCUUGCUGCGAGUCUUCUCUUGCUGUUCAAAUCGCGUCUGGUCAAGAUCCGACCAGGCGGAAACAGCCUCCCACAAGCCAUCAGGGUCAUGACCAUGGCAGCACGAAACGGCUUCAACCUCGACCAUGCGAAGCAGUCAUAUCAGAUGGAGGCCUGUGGCGCCCAGGUCCCAUGGGGCGACAAGUUCGUCGACGAGUUGAGGCGCAGCCUCCUGGCGUGCCGUGUCAUCUUCUGCUUCGCCUUCUUCUAUCUGGCAAUCACGCAAAUGUUCAACAACCUCAUCUCGCAGGCUGGCCAGAUGCAGCUCCACGGCGUGCCGAACGACAUGCUCCAGGCCAUGGCCGGCGUGGCCUGCGUGGUCUUCGGCCCCGUCAUCCAGGCCCUGUACAACUUCCUCGCCAAGCACCGCAUCUCCUUCGGCCCCAUGGCCCGCAUCGCCCUGGCCUUCCUCAUCUGCGGCGCCGGCAUGGCCUACGCCGCCGGCCUCCAGAAGAUCAUCUACUCCGCCGCGCCUUGCUACGACGCGCCCCGCGCCUGUCCCGCCUCGGACGGCGGACGCCUGCCCAACGAGGUCAACGUCUGGGCCCAGCUGCCCGUCUACGUCGCCCUGGCCGUUGCCGAGAUCUUUGGUCUCGUCACGGCGAGCGAGUACGCGUACUCCAAGGCCCACAAGGACAUGAAGAGCAUAGUCCAGGCCAUGGUCCAGCUGAGCGCCUGCAUGGGAUCCCUGAUGGCCAUGGCCCUCAGCCCCGUGUCGCGGGAUCCCCAUCUCGUCAUCGUGUAUGCCGCCAUCGCGGGCGUCAUGGGCCUUUGUUCGGCCCUCUUCUGGUGGAAGUUCCGCAAGUAUGACCGGCUGGAUCGUGAGUUGAAUAACCUAGACCGGGCAAAUUGA